CGCUGCCAGUUUGCCCCCAGCUCGUGCUCGCUCCUCCGUCCUCCCGCCGCCACACCACCUCCCCGCAAUUCCCAAAUCGCCCCUCCGUCGAAACGGGAGCCCCGCGGCGGCGCCCCCCAACUCCAACCCUCCCCAGCCCACUCCACCCCACGACAUGGCCCUUUCCCGCCGCCUCCUCCCUCUCUUCCUUCGCCGCGGCGCCCCCGCGGUCCGCGCCCUCUCCACGGCUGCCGCGCCCGCGGCGGCGGUGGCCUCGGAGGAGGAGGAGGAAUCCAUCACCGUCAAGGGCGUGCGCAUCUCGGGCCGCCCGCUGUACAUGGACAUGCAGGCGACGACCCCCGUGGACCCGCGCGUGCUCGACGCCAUGCUCCCCUUCUACCUCUCCCGCUACGGGAACCCGCACUCGCGCACGCACCUCUACGGCUGGGAGUCCGACGCUGCCGUCGAGGCCGCGCGCGCCAGCGUCGCCUCCCUCGUCGGCGCCGACCCGCGCGAGAUCUUCUUCACCUCCGGCGCCACCGAGUGCAACAACAUCGCCGUCAAGGGCGUCAUGCGCUUCUACCGCGACCGCCGCCGCCACGUCAUCACCACGCAGACCGAGCACAAGUGCGUCCUCGACUCCUGCCGCUACCUGCAGCAGGAGGGGUUCGAGGUCACCUACCUCCCCGUGCGCAGCGACGGGCUCGUCGACCUCGCGCAGCUCGAGGACGCCAUCCGCCCCGACACCGGGCUCGUCUCCGUCAUGGCCGUCAACAACGAGAUCGGCGUCGUGCAGCCGCUCGAGGAGAUUGGGCGCAUCUGCAAAGAGAAGGGCGUGCCGUUCCACACUGAUGCCGCGCAGGCGCUGGGGAAGAUCCCGAUUGAUGUGAACAGGAUGGGGAUUGGCCUCAUGUCCCUCUCCGGGCACAAGAUUUAUGGCCCCAAGGGCGUUGGGGCGCUCUACCUUCGCCGGCGUCCGCGUAUCAGGGUGGAGCCGCAGAUGAGUGGUGGUGGGCAGGAGCGUGGCAUCCGCAGUGGCACAGUGCCCACGCCGCUUGUUGUUGGAUUUGGUGCCGCCUGUGAGAUUGCAGCUCAAGAGAUGGAUUAUGACCAUAGGAGAGUCAGUGCUCUGCAGCAGAGGCUGCUUGAUGGCAUUCGUGCGCAGGUCGAUGAGGUUGUCAUCAAUGGAAGCAUGGAGCACCGUUACCCAGGCAACCUGAACUUGUCAUUUGCAUAUGUGGAGGGGGAGAGCUUGCUGAUGGGGCUGAAGGAGGUGGCUGUGUCGAGCGGCAGUGCAUGCACUAGUGCCAGCUUGGAGCCCUCAUAUGUUCUGCGUGCACUCGGGGUGGAGGAGGAUAUGGCGCACACCUCUAUUCGCUUUGGUAUUGGCCGCUUUACUACUGAGGAAGAGGUUGACAGAGCAAUUGAGCUCACUGUGCGUCAGGUGAAGAAACUCCGUGACAUGAGCCCACUCUAUGAGAUGGCCAAGGCUGGCAUUGACCUUAAGAGCAUCGAGUGGUCUCAGCACUGAGGCAGUUUUCAUGACAAACAGGCACUCCUAAGUUCUCUAGAUGUACACAGAAUGCAUACAUAGCCAUAGGUAUGUGGCUCUUAGUUGCCUGCCCUCUGUUAUGUGCUGUUUUGUUUCAAAAGAGAGGCUGCCAUGGUUCCAAUCACCAGAAUCUCUUUCAGACUGGUGAAGACAUUCCUAUGGGUGCAAUCAUCUCGAGGUUCUGUUAUACAGGAAUGGAUUCUUCAGCGGUAGGAAGGGCUGAGAUGUAUUCCACGAGGGUUAGCUAUGCCUUUUCUUUAAUGUAGAUAGAGUAUGUUGAAACAAAAUAAGGAUACUUCAAAUACUUGGUAUUGUCUGAAAUACAAUUUGAAGGCGCAGUGUCAGUGCUGUGAAUAUAUUUUGGUCUGAUAAAUGUUGUUAUUUGCUCCUCA
Molecule: messenger RNA, 1923 nt
Organism: Setaria italica (foxtail millet)
Lineage: Eukaryota; Viridiplantae; Streptophyta; Magnoliopsida; Poales; Poaceae
Product: cysteine desulfurase, mitochondrial
Exons: 2
Coding region: 155-1510 (451 amino acids)
Biological process (GO): [2Fe-2S] cluster assembly
Cellular component (GO): cytosol; mitochondrion
Molecular function (GO): pyridoxal phosphate binding; cysteine desulfurase activity
Source: RefSeq, a predicted model, not a curated record